AAAUUUCGUUCACAAUCAAUUUUGUUUUGAUUUAAUGUGAUAUGAACGAAUUUCACGUGAGCCGGAGCACGUGUAGAUUUCUUGAAGCAAAAUAUAAUUCCCAUACGCCGGAUGACGUAAUAAUAAUGCAUUCCUGAGUUGCAUUUCUUAGAAACAACAUAUUUUCUCAAGAAAGUGUACUUUGCAUUUAUUUUGCAGAAGCAGUAAACAGAUGUCAUGUUUAGGAAAAAGAAAAUGGCAAAAAAGACGGAACCGGACCUGGUUGACGAACAGACGGACGAAGAAGCGUUCAAAGGAGAAGGUGCCACAACUAGCCACUACGUACCAAAGACUGCACGUGACAAAUGUCAAAACAGAGAAUGUGGGCAAUUAUUUUCCCGACCUCAUCAUUUAAGAAGACCCCAUCAUUGUAGAAGGUGUGGUGAAAUAUUUUGUCGACCAUGUUUACAAUAUACUAGACGCUUGAAUGCCAUGGCUCAACCUGACCCUGAUGGUGUUCCCUGUAAGGUAUGUCUGACUUGUUUUGAAGAUCGAGUUUUGUAUCUUGGCUGCACUCAACGGUCACAGACAGACCUAUUUCGUCUGUUAAGAAAACAAUGUAAAGAUGAGAUGACAGAUAUUGUGUAUGAAUAUGAAAUAACAACAAGGAACGCAUCCGAGCAACCAAGAUUCUGGAAAGAUCAAUUCAAAAUAGACACUACGCAAGAGUGCCUGAGACUUCUCAGAGGCUUUAAGACAACGAUGAGCGGUUAUGAUACAUUGAAUACAGUAAAAGAGAUCAAAGGAAAAAUGAAUGUACCGACAUGGCAAAAAUCUAUGUUUUGGGCGCUUGAAAGUCAAACCACGAGAUGUCGGCAAUGUGACAGUAAGCUUGGUCGAAUAAAGAAGAUGAGGAAUUGCAGGGUGUGUGGACUUACAUUAUGUAGGAUAUGUUCACAGAAAGAUUUAUUACUUUACUUUGAAGAUGGGCAAACGGACAAUAUCCCCCAUCUUGCUAUUAUCAGAUACGAAGGGUGUCCAGAAAAGGAGCCUAAGGUAUCAGUAUUACUCCGCUGCUGUGAUGACUGUAAAAAAGAAAUAGUCCGCCGACAGAUAGCAGACAACAAAUGGUAUUUACAGAAGCCCAAACCGCCAGAUCUUCAGUCCGAGAUGAUCCGAAUGGAUGACCGUUUCCGGCAACUUAUUAACGACAUCAAAGAAGAAAUAGAAAAGCUUCAGUCAAUCAUUAACGAGCCAGUUGAAGACAAUGAAGACGUUUUUGGAGAUGACAGUAUUGACGGUGUAGUGGAGUUUGAAUCCAAUAUGACAGUAUUACAAAUAAAACAGUCAGAAAUCGACAAUAUAAAGGAAAAUGUCAAUAAAAGUUUACAGACGUUUUUCAACAUGUAUACAGAAUUGAAAAACAUAUUGAAAACAACCAGGAAAACUUUAUCACAAAAACAACUCGUCUUUGUAAUGAACUAUUUUAUAGCAAAGAAAGAUUUUUACAUAGAGGUAAAGGAAAAGUUAGGAAAAUUGACGCUAGUGAACAGCAUGUGCGAUGAUCAUAUGUCUUGAUUGGAACAGAGCAUGGUACCUACAUGUAAACGGUUAUUUGAAUGAUAGUAUUGAUCCAUUCUGUGAUAAAUAAAGAACUUAAAAAUGACAGAAACCUUAUUUGUUUUUACAUGUAU
Molecule: messenger RNA, 1673 nt
Organism: Ruditapes philippinarum (Manila clam)
Lineage: Eukaryota; Metazoa; Mollusca; Bivalvia; Venerida; Veneridae
Exons: 11
Coding region: 217-1557 (446 amino acids)
Molecular function (GO): metal ion binding
Source: RefSeq, a predicted model, not a curated record